CCGAUACGCUGCCGGCCGACCGCCGGUCUCCCAUUACAGUACCCCCUCCACUGGAGUCUCCUACUUAUAGACUUCGUAGUUUCCACAGCAAGUCGACGGAAGUAGAUAGCGCUUCAGUCGCCCUUCUGCAGGGAAAUCAGGGAAACGCAUGGGUUUCUUUCUUCAUGGCUAGUGGUGUAUACUAGACGCUGGAAUCAUGAAGCUUAACGUAUCCUACCCGGCGACAGGAUGCCAGAAAUUAUUCGAGAUUUCGGAUGAACAUAAACUUCGUAUGUUUUAUGAGAAACGUAUGGGAGCAGAAGUUGAAGCUGACGGAUUGGGCGACGAAUGGAAAGGUUACGUUGUACGCAUUUCGGGAGGAAAUGAUAAACAAGGAUUUCCCAUGAAACAAGGUGUCCUCACCAACGGACGUGUUCGUUUGCUAUUGUCCAAGGGCCAUUCCUGCUACAGACCUCGUCGUGAUGGAGAGAGGAAACGCAAGUCUGUGAGGGGUUGCAUUGUUGAUUCCAACUUGAGUGUUUUGGCCUUAGUGAUAACUAAAAAAGGAGAACAGAUCUAUUGUGUAAAUUUUUUAAUGCUAAACCAACAGGAAAUUCCCGGUUUGACUGACAACUCCAUCCCCAGACGCUUGGGACCUAAGAGAGCCUCCAAGAUCAGAAAACUUUUCAAUCUUACCAAGGAAGAUGAUGUAAGACAGUAUGUUAUCAAACGUACAUUGCCAGGGAAGGAUGGAAAGAAACGCCAUAAGGCACCAAAGAUCCAGAGAUUGAUUACUCCUGUGACUCUGCAGCGCAAGAGACACCGUUUGGCAUUGAAGAAACGAUAUGCUCAAAGGCGUAAGGAACAGGCUGCAGAGUAUGCAAAACUGCUUGCCCAGCGCCAGAAGGAAGCUAAGGUUCGCCGUCAAGAAGAGAUCAAGAGACGCCGUUCUGCAUCUCUCCGUGAUUCUAAAUCGAGUGCUGGUGGGCAAAAGUAAAUUGUAUAAUAAACCAGAUAAUAAAAUGUUUUGGUAGCACCGUGUUUUGUUACACACUAUUUCUUUAUUCCUCAUAUUGCCUUGGUAUUCAGAUAUACUAAUUGACACAAACAAUUCGUAGGAGAGUUCAGAGAGUGCUUGAGUGCAAAUUUACUGUAUUUGGUUUUGCCUUUAUAGAAUUUUAAUAUCAAGUGUCCCAGAAGUAUAGUUUCCACUUCUAUAAUUCCUCCUUUUGUAUUUAGUUAAAAUUUCAUUCAAAACUUUCGGGAUUAUAGGCCAAAUGCAAUUUAAUUAAGCUUGCUUCAAAUGAAAAUUAUUUCAUUUCUUCAGUGCCACAAUUUUUGGUAUUCCAGUUCUUAAUUUGAGGAUCUGAGCAGGCAAGAACGGCAUUCUUUCUGUACAAAUUGCAAUCCACUAUAGGGCAAAUACUGUUGAAAGUACAUUUUGCUGCUUGAUAAUUUGAUAUAAUUUAUCGUAAGCGUAGUAAUCCCUUAUGGCACCUAGACACUAGUGAUGUGUUGUAGAGGAACACAAAUGUGAUAUGGCAAGAGCGCUUUGGCAUUUCCGCAUAUAAUACAGUUCAUCUAUGAAGCAUGUCAAAACAAGUCUGGCCUUACUGGUCAGAAAUCCCCUUCCUAUUGGCAUGUCGCCUUGAUGAAAAUUCCUAAUGUGAUCUAAGCUUGCAAGUAUUAGAAUUUUUUUUCUUGUCAUUUUAACACAAAUUACAUGUUGCCAGUUCAGUAAUGAACUAGACCUUAGUCUUAUUGUUACUCCUUGUCUCGAUGGGUUAAUGCUAAAUGCUCUAGUUUUCACACCUAAGAAAAUUUCGUUUUUUAUAAUGCUACUGCAUUCAGAAUUCAACAUAUAAUGGGUUAGAGUAGGGACACCAGAAUUUACAAAACAAACAUUUAAUUCUCCCCGUAAUGUCACUGUUUUCUGUUUAAGAUGUUACAUAAAAAAUACAAAUAAAACCAAGCCUCAAUGGUAGCAUGUUAAUCGACUAAGAGACUAAUUCAAC
This is a messenger RNA of Gryllus bimaculatus (two-spotted cricket), 1994 nucleotides long. The record is from the annotation of a GenBank genome assembly. NCBI's taxonomy places the organism in Eukaryota, Metazoa, Arthropoda, Insecta, Orthoptera, Gryllidae.